AUGGCUGCUGCUGCGUUGACCGAAGAGCAAAGGGCGCAAUACAAGGAGGUUUUCGACCUUUUUGACAAGGAUGGAACAGGUGACAUCACCGCUCAGGAGCUCGGAGAGGUCAUGAGGUCCCUGGGUCUCAACCCCAGCGACACGGAGCUGAACGACAUGGUCAACGAGGUUGAUGCCGAUAACAACGGCACGAUUGACUUUAAUGGUGUGUUUGUCCUUUGUCUGACACUGGCUCAGCCACUUAGUGUUCGUGAAACAAACAUGGAGAUGACAAUGCUGACGCAAGCACCAGAGUUUCUCAACCUGAUGGCGCAAAAGGUGCAGGUUGGCGAUGCCGAGGAGGAGCUCAAGAACGCGUUCAAGGUGUUUGACCGCGACGGUAGCGGCACAAUUUCCGCCGAGGAGCUGCGCCAUGUCCUGACUUCGCUGGGCGAGAACAUGACCAAGGCCGAGAUUGACGAGAUGAUUCAAAUGGCCGACAAGAACGGCGACGGGUCGAUUGAUUAUGAUGAGUUUGCCUCGAUUAUGAUGAAGGAGUAA
This is a messenger RNA of Colletotrichum truncatum, 540 nucleotides long. RefSeq names its product calmodulin. NCBI's taxonomy places the organism in Eukaryota, Fungi, Ascomycota, Sordariomycetes, Glomerellales, Glomerellaceae. The record is from RefSeq and is a predicted model, not a curated record. Gene Ontology annotation, biological process: spindle pole body organization. Gene Ontology annotation, cellular component: central plaque of spindle pole body. Gene Ontology annotation, molecular function: enzyme regulator activity; calcium ion binding.